AUGCUCACCUGGUUUCUCUUUCUGGCUCUUGCAGCCCCCCCCACUGUGCGGAUCGUGCACUCGGGCCUGGCGUGCAACAUCGAGGAGGAACGCUACUCGGAGAGGGUCUACACCAUCCGUGAGGGCGAGACGCUGGAGUUGACCUGCCUGGUCACCGGCCAUCCUCGGCCACAGAUCAGGUGGACCAAAACAGCAGGAAGUGCCUCUGACAGAUUUCAAGACUCGAGCGUCUUCAAUGAAACCCUGAGGAUCUCCAACAUCCAGCGACACCAAGGAGGACGCUACUACUGCAAGGCUGAGAACGGCUUGGGUUCGCCAGCCAUAAAGUCCAUCAGAGUGGACGUGUACUAUUUGGACGAUCCGAUAGUAACAGUCCACCAGAGCAUCGGGGAAGCAAAAGAGCAGUUUUACUAUGAGAGAACGGUGUUUCUCAGGUGCGUUGCCAACUCUAACCCGCCUGUUCGGUACAGCUGGCGACGCGGCCAAGAGGUGUUGCUGCAAGGGUCUGAUAAAGGAGUGGAGAUCUACGAGCCCUUCUUUACCCAGGGAGAAACAAAGAUCCUGAAGCUGAAGAACCUCCGGCCACAGGACUACGCCAACUACAGCUGCAUCGCCUCGGUGAGGAAUGUCUGCAGCAUCCCCGACAAGAUGGUGUCCUUCCGACUCUCUAAUAAAACAGCAUCCCCUUCAAUUAAGCUUCUUGUGGAUGACCCGAUCGUGGUGAACCCUGGAGAAGCAAUCACCUUAGUGUGUGUGACGACAGGAGGGGAGCCAGCCCCCAGCCUGACGUGGGUGAGGUCUGCCGGCACCCUGCCCGAGAAGACCGUCCUGAACGGUGGCACUUUAACGAUACCGGCCAUCACGUCAGAAGAUGCUGGCACGUACAGUUGCAUCGCCAAUAACAAUGUCGGAAAUCCGGCAAAAAAGUCCACCAACAUCAUCGUCAGAGCCUUAAAAAAAGGACGUUUUUGGAUCACCCCUGACCCAUAUCACAAAGACGACAACAUCCAGAUUGGGCGAGAGGUGAAAAUCUCCUGCCAGGUGGAAGCCAUCCCUUCCGAAGAGCUUACGUUCAGCUGGUUUAAAAAUGGACGUCCCUUGCGAAGCUCUGAACGGAUGGUCAUCACACAGACUGACCCCGACGUUUCCCCUGGCACCACAAACCUGGACAUCAUUGACUUGAAAUUCACUGACUUUGGGACAUACACGUGCGUGGCAUCUCUGAAGGGAGGUGGCAUAUCGGAUAUCAGCAUUGAUGUCAACAUCUCCAGCAGUACAGUCCCACCCAAUUUGACUGUUCCUCAAGAAAAGUCGCCCCUGGUCACCCGGGAAGGGGACACGAUCGAGCUGCAGUGCCAGGUGACAGGGAAGCCCAAGCCCAUCAUUCUCUGGUCCCGAGCAGACAAGGAGGUGGUGAUGCCGGAUGGGGCGAUGCAGACGGAGAGCUACGAUGGGAUCCUGAGGAUAGUGAACGUCUCCAGGGAGAUGACGGGAACCUACAGGUGCCAGACCAGCCAAUACAAUGGGUUUAAUGUGAAACCCAGAGAAGCACUGGUUCAGCUCAUCGUACAGUACCCCCCCGCCGUGGAGCCCACCUUCCUGGAGAUUCGGCAAGGCCAAGGCCGGAGCAUCACCAUGAGCUGCCGGGUCCUGAGGGCGUACCCCACCCGGGUCCUCACCUACGAGUGGCGCCUGGGCAGCAAGCUGCUGCGCACCGGCCAGUUCGACAUGCAGGACUCCACCGAGUACACCAUCAGCAGCCUCUCCCGCGACAGCUACGGCAUCUACAACUGCAACAUCAUCAACGAAGCCGGCGCUGGCCAGUGCAUCGUCCUGGUUACAGGCAAAGCCUAUGCUCCCGAGUUCUACUACGACACCUACAACCCCCUGUGGCAGAACAGACCCCGUGUCUACUCCUACAGCCUCCAGUGGACCCAGAUGAACCCCGACGCUGUGGACCGCAUCCUGGCCUAUCGCUUAGGGAUUAGGCAGGAACUGAAUCUUGAUGCCACUGCAAUAAUGUUAUCUCUUGUUGCCCUCAUGAAAAUAACGGCUGGACAACAGCGCUGGUGGGAACAGGAAAUUACAGUGAAUGGAAAUAUUCAAAAGGGAGAAUUAAUUACCUACAACCUAACCGAGCUGAUCAAGCCAGAGGCGUAUGAAGUCCGUCUGACGCCCAUCACCAGAUUUGGGGAGGGGGACUCAACUAUUCGGGUCAUCAAGUACAGCGCUCCAGUAAAUCCACAUCUACGAGAGUUCCACUGCGGGUUUGAGGAUGGAAACAUUUGCCUUUUCACUCAAGACGACACGGACAAUUUUGACUGGACAAAACAAAGCACUGCCACUAGAGACACAAAGUAUACCCCGAACACGGGGCCGAAUGCAGAUCGGACUGGCUCCAAGGAAGGUUUCUACAUGUACAUUGAGACGUCGCGCCCCAGGCUGGAAGGAGAAAAGGCCAGGCUUGUUAGUCCUGUUUUCAGUGUCGCUCCAAAAAAUCCUUACGGAGCUACGAACACAGCCUACUGUUUUAGCUUCUACUAUCACAUGUAUGGACAGCACAUAGGAAGCUUGAACGUUUACCUGCGGUUGAAAGGUCAGACUGCGAUAGAGAACCCAUUGUGGUCUUCAAGUGGAAAUAAGGGACAGCACUGGAACCAAGCCCGCGUUAAUAUAAACCCCCCGACUUCAUUUCAGCUCAUCUUCGAAGGGAUCCGGGGUCCCGGCAUCGAAGGUGAUAUUGCUAUUGAUGAUGUAUCGAUUGUGGAAGGAGAGUGUAUGAAAUCAGACCAACCGGCCAACAAUUUACGAUCAGGUGCUGUUGGGACAUUAGCGCAUAUACGACUUAUCCCAGUUACCAUCCUCAUGUCUGUCUUAAGUCAUCAGAGGUGA
Messenger RNA from Egretta garzetta (little egret), 2892 nucleotides. It is a transcript of the gene MDGA2, whose product is annotated as MAM domain containing glycosylphosphatidylinositol anchor 2. The transcript is spliced from 17 exons. Lineage: Eukaryota; Metazoa; Chordata; Aves; Pelecaniformes; Ardeidae. Gene Ontology annotation, biological process: homophilic cell-cell adhesion. The record is from RefSeq and is a predicted model, not a curated record. The coding region runs from base 1 to 2892 and encodes 963 amino acids. Gene Ontology annotation, cellular component: plasma membrane.